Patiria miniata (bat star) is the source of this 4339-nucleotide messenger RNA. RefSeq names its product reversion-inducing cysteine-rich protein with Kazal motifs-like. Gene Ontology annotation, molecular function: metalloendopeptidase inhibitor activity; protein binding. Gene Ontology annotation, cellular component: plasma membrane. NCBI's taxonomy places the organism in Eukaryota, Metazoa, Echinodermata, Asteroidea, Valvatida, Asterinidae. Gene Ontology annotation, biological process: extracellular matrix organization. The transcript has 24 exons. The coding region runs from base 920 to 3835 and encodes 971 amino acids. The record is from RefSeq and is a predicted model, not a curated record.
AUUAGUGCAAAUGCUGGUUUGCAAUUUCAAUGCGAUUUUUGAAGACUGUGUGGUGUCUCAGCCUUGCCGAAGAAAAUUCUAAGCAUUGCCCAAGGUUUUUUUCUUUUCUGUUAGUUUGGUGCAGAGUUUUGGAGUGGUAAAGGGACUUAUUUUUAUCGUCAAAAAGUGACCCAAGAAUUGGCAGGUUUCUUACGGACAGGCGGUCCCGUUAAUAAGAUAACAUGCCGAGGAAAUUGCCCUCCCCCUAGAGAUUAGUCAAUCGAUGCUAAUGAUUGGACCACUUUUCAACGACGGGUGAUUACCGCCCCAUUAUUCCGCAAUUGGCUGUUGGAUAAGUCGGACGCCUCCCCUUCGGAGCGGCUCUCCAGCUGCGCGGUGAUUGCCGGAAAAUUGCCGGGAAAUUGCGCUCCCUGCGCAGACCGUCUAGCUCCACAAAUUGGUAUUGACGUUCGAGUUAACCUUGCACGCCACACCGUCGAUCGGGGACCAUAGAACCAUUUCCGGGGGUUGUUUCCCUUGACAAAGGCGGUCAAUGGUAAUCGUCUUCAGAGGGGCGAACGUUGGCAAAACUAUCGGCAAGUCCCUAGAGGUCAGUCAGUGCACUGUUUUUUUUUCUUGGUGGAUAGUUUGGGCGCAACUUGGGCGCUUUUCUGCGUCGUAGCGAGCAGACGAUAAUCCUCACAUCUUCCGUUGGACCGUACUGUAGAGCGCAAGACGUUGUUUGGGAAAUGUCCAGUAAAGUAAUCAAAUUGUGCGCGGUAAGGCGCCCAAAGAGUUCCUCAUUGACGGAGUACUGUGUGCAGACGUAAAACCGCAACCAAUAAAACCAGUAAAAAAGUACACGGGGUUUUCAAUUAUCGUGUGGGACUGUCAUCCGACGUUUACGACCGAUGUGGAAAUCUACCGAUGAAAUAGAAUUAUGAAGUCUGUUGUAUCACUUCUGUUGCUGUGGAUGUUUCUCCUACUCGUGGUUUCUGCACAAGAUCCUGAGUGUUGCCACAGUGUACGGAGCCAUCCGGCAUGUCAAGAAUCGUGUGACCAGAUGGCCUUAGAAGCAUCAGCUGCUGGAAGGCGACAGCAUUUGUCCAACUUGCGAAACAACUGCCCCAUGACAUUGACAACUUUUUGGCAGUGUGUCAACACGUCAGCACCAGAUAUUUGGCAGGAGGACACAGGGUGGGCAGGACGACUGUGCUGCAUCCGUGCUCGAGCUGGUCAGUGCCACGCUGCAUGCAUGCAAGCAAGUUCUUUCUCAGAAGCAUCGUCAACCUGUUUGAGACACGAAGAGCCUUCAUUGUUCCAGUGCUUGGACAGAUUUGAGAAGAAGGAGCAUUGUUGCCGGCAUGCCUCAGUGGUCAGCCAGUGUCAUCAAAAAUGCGAGGCGGUCUUCGAUGCCAUGACACCCACCGACGAGAUGUCGCUGGACGUCUCUAUAUACUGUCGGGAUGUCAGUCGAACGGUCAUCCAGUGUGUCGAGAACUACACCUCGGUGGCCAUUCCGGCCAGAGACCCAAGAGACAGUCUACAUUGCUGUGAGCAUUCGCAGAGCGCUGCCUGCAAGGAGACCUGCCGACGCGUCCACACCAACCUGACCUCAGAACCCGAGAUCAUUGAUUCCUUGCUUGCUGGAUGUGGAGGCACCAUCCAGCCACAUGUUGGCAUGUGGAAUUGCUUCCUUCUCAAUUCAGGAUCUCACAUUGCGCCAGACAACCCUAUACCCAACCUGAGUGCAUUGGACGGGGCCAAGCUACAGUGCUGCAGUAGAGCCGUCAGUGCAAGGUGUAGAGAAAUAUGUGUCAAGCUGUACAGCACCUCCUGGGCUACCAAGCAGAGUUGGAAUGACUUCGACGAGCACUGCCAGUAUCAACCCAUGGAGGUCUCGCUACUCACGUGCCUAGCAGAUGUUCAAGAGCCAUGCCAGCCAGGUUGCAGUGGGCUGACGUACUGCACCAACUUUAACGACAGACCCACGGACCUGUUCCGGAGCUGCUCGGCCCGGUCAGACACCGGUGCGGCCAGCGACAUGCAGCUGUGGAGCGAGGGUUUGAUCCGCAUGCCGUUCAUGGACAUCCCCGUGUUGGACAUCGACGAGUGCGAGUCUGAGAUGUGGAAGGCUAUCGCGUGCACCCUGCAAGUCAAGCCGUGCCAUCCAGAGUCGCACGUCAAUAUGAUAUGCAAGGCUGAUUGCAUCCACAUCUUAAGUCAGUGCAUUGACCAGUCUCGCCUGGCCAAGGGUCUGACGGCACAGGGCUUGUGCAACAUCCUGUCCCCGCUGGACGGCCACGCACCUUGCAUUCCUCUUAGUGAAUACCUCAAUCUCGAACCACGAGAGACCAAGAAAAGCGAGACCACAGUCCCCUGCCACAGCGACCCCUGUAACAAUGAAACCACCGGUUUCAGUGGGGUCUGCUCCAUCAACCGUGGCCUGUGCGGCUAUGGUGAGAUGUGCACCCAGGCCAAGUGCACCCCGGGCUGUAGACUCGGCGACGCCUCAACGUUCCUGGUGACGCGCGGAAGCAACGUGCGCUUACCGGACUCGGCUGAUAAUUUGGAUUGCUACAAGGCAUGUACUUGCAGCUCUAAUGGGAUGUUGGAACACUGUCAGCCGCUGCAGUGUGAGAGCAAGGAAUUCUGUACCCACGACGGAGAGAGAAAAGAGCACGGAAGCCACUACAAGAUCAACUGCAACGAAUGCGUGUGCUUCAACGGCGUCGAGACCUGCUCCAGGAGAGACUGCCCUGUUAGUCUCAACGUCCAACUGGACGCCAGCCAGCAGUACACCACACUGCCGUGCGAAUGCACGGACCAGUAUGUGCCUGUCUGUGGGGCUAACGGACGCACGUACCCAAGUGCCUGCACAGCUAAGUGUGCAGCUGAUUUGGAGGACCAUCAGUUUGAGUUUGGGACAUGCGACUCCCUCAGCAACCCCUGUGCGGACAACCCAUGCCCAGCUAAUGAAAGGUGUGUCACCAGACGUCAGGUGUGCAUUAGUAUCAACUAUGCAGACUGUCCGCAGUAUGAGUGCAUCGUACCAAGUCAUCACUGUAGCAAGGAAGCCAGGGCCCCAUCGUGUGAUACCGACGGUAGAGAACACUCUAACUUAUGCAGUUUGCACAAGCGAGGCAAGACACUAGACUACCUGGGUCCGUGCCAGGCGAGGUGUAAUGCAGUCAACAGACGUCAGGUGUGUGGUCAGGAUGGGGAGACGUAUCCCAGCGAAUGUGCAGCAUGGAGUAACAGGGCUAUCAUUGACUACUAUGGACCUUGUGUGGCUGUGGGAAAGCGAACAGAGAACGAGACUGCCCCGCAGUGUUCGUCGGUGAAAUGUCCGGAUACAUCUGUACCACACUGCAUAGGGGUGACACCCCCUGGAGCAUGCUGCCCUGUUUGUGCCGCCUACACCAGGAUACUCUACAGUAAGGACGAGGCCGACAGGGCAGCAGCUGCCUUUGGCAACAAGGCAGUAUCAGUUGCCGAAGUCUUAAAGGGUCUCAGGACACUCAUUGCUGUGGCCGAGUGUGAUCUGUACGGCUACCUUAGUAUUGAAGGGGACAUUGUUAUCUCUGUGAUGUCUACAAUUGCAAUACCAAGUGAAACGCAGAUCACUGCCUGCAACAAAGAGGCUGAGAAAAUCGGUGCGCUGGUCAACACCCGUAGCCCCAUGGUAGUAUCCUAUAUGUACCUGUCGCCUCUACUAGGCGCUAGUACUACAAUGGUAACAACUCAAACGGUUACAACAGGUGCGGCGCAGAGAAUAUCCAGCAGUGUUCUUGUACUAUUACUGUGUAAUAUCGUGGUAAUAGUAUUACAAAGGUUUUCAAGUCGAAACAGGUGACGCCAUGUGUAUAGCGUGUAAUAAAAUGUAUACAGUGUACAGAAUGAAAUAGGAUAUGUUUAUAUAUGUUUUAUGCUAUGUGUAUAUAUUUGUAUAUAUGUACUCUUCAUAGACUGAAUAUGUUUUUCGAAAAAAUAUUAUGAUUUGUGAAAUAUUAAUGCUAUUUAUUAUGUACGUCUUAUAUUAAGGUUUGCAUCAUGUCUGAACUUUGUUGUUGUCUACGAGUGAAUUAUCAUGAAAUGCCAUGCUAUAUAUUGGACUGGGAGGGAAAUAUGUUUUUCUGAGACUUUUGUAAGAGUAUUCAACAACAAUUUGAAGAAAAAUUGAAAAUGGAACUUCUUGAAAUGGAUAAGAUAUGCGAUUUUGUCUUGAGCUUUCCGGUGAGUAUUGAAAAAUGCAAGUUUAGACAUUUUCCCUGAUUUUUAUGCAAUAGGCAAAAUUGGAAUUUUUGAGAAUUCUUAUGCCCAAUUUUAAUAAAAAUGUACAUGUAAGGUUAACCCUUUC